Molecule: messenger RNA, 786 nt
Organism: Geodia barretti
Lineage: Eukaryota; Metazoa; Porifera; Demospongiae; Tetractinellida; Geodiidae
Source: the annotation of a GenBank genome assembly
CUGAAGAUAUUACUUACCAACGACGACGGUAUCCAUGCCCCGGGUUUGUGGGCGGCGGCCCAGGCCUUGUCCCAGGUGGGCGAGGUGUUUGUGGUGGCCCCGGACCGGGAGCAGAGUGGUGUGGGCGCCUCUCUGACCCUCCACGCCCCGGUGAAGGCCCGCUCCCUGGCGGAAGUGCGUAACCGUGUGACCGCCUUCUCGGUGGAGGGCACGCCGGGAGACAGUUGCAUCCUGGGCCUGGAAAAGCUGGUGGGGUCGGUGGACCUGGUGGUCUCCGGCAUCAACUCCGGGUCCAACCUGGGCUGGGAUGUGAUGGUGUCCGGUACGGUGGGAGCCGCCUUCCAGGGCUACUUCCGGGGCUACCCGACUAUCGCCAUAUCGGUGGGGUCGGUGCAGAACCCCCGCUUCGACGGCGCCGCGUCCCUGCUCCGCCUCAUGGCCCUGAAGCUGGCCCAGGACAAUAACCGCGACGGCUUUCUGCUGAACAUCAAUGUGCCCAGCCUGGCCCCGGACCAGAUUACCGGCGUGGAGAUAACCCGUCCCGGCGGCCGCUCCUAUGGCGAGUCGGUGCGGGAAGAGGGCACGGGCCACCAGAAGCGGUACUGGAUUGCCCGCAACCGCCCGGUAAUGGCCGACAACGGCGAGGGCACCGACAUGUUCGCCACCAAGGCCAACCGCAUCUCCAUUACGCCGCUGCACCUCAACCUGAGUCACCAGGAAGUGCUGCCCAGGGUUGAGUCGCUGCUGGCCGGGGUGCCGGAGGAGUUGCUGGGGAAGGGGGGAUGA